AUGGCCGACAAAUCAGUCGAAGAAGCGACGGCUGAAAUUCUUUCAAAGCAUCCACAUGCGAUUGAUGACAAGAAGGUUCUCGAACCCUAUUUGAAUGACUUCUAUAGAUACGAGGAAAAAAUGGGAAUGGAGAAUAUCAUCCUCCGUAUGAUCUCACUUCCGAAAGACAAAACCGGGAGCCACCUCGAAGGAACCACAUUUCACUGGGGAUUCUAUACUAUUAUCACGGAGGAUACAGGUAUGGAUACUGAAGACAAAGCCGCCACCGGCUCCGAAACAUCCAUGGAUACCAACACCGAGCAAAUCCCACCUUCGGGUAGCGUGGAGAAGAAAAUCGUCCAUAUCCAGAAGCUUUAUCCAAAUGCAUCUCCCAAAAAGGAAUCUCGUCAGCUGCCUUUUAGCUCAAGAGUAGAGAGAAAACAGAUCACCUACUCUGCUUAUAUCGAUAUGAAAGGCACCAUCGAUUCCAAAUUUUCAUUUGAACCGAAUUACUUUGUUCCUACACCAGACAGGGAUAUAGAGACUGCAGACCAGCCAGUCGUGAGAGAAACGCUUGCCCGUAUGAAGUCUGAAGCUCGCACAAAGCCUGGAAGAAUGAGAGAGAUCGACAAUGACUGCGAAGACUUCAUCCUCAAUCACUUUGAAGACUUGUGCGAGGAGUACCACGAUACACGUAACCCCUACUUCCUCGCACGCGCCGAUUUUUACCGUAAACUCGACGUUGAACACCUGAGCUUAAAUCACAAGAUUCUUAUCAGUGCCGACGAAAGAAAUGUCCUCCAUGGAUACUUCCUUGAGAAGAUGCUCCGUACAACAUAUUCCGACAGAAUUGGAAGUCUUUAA
This is a messenger RNA of Caenorhabditis remanei, 843 nucleotides long. RefSeq lists its product as uncharacterized. The record is from RefSeq and is a predicted model, not a curated record. The transcript is spliced from 5 exons. Lineage: Eukaryota; Metazoa; Nematoda; Chromadorea; Rhabditida; Rhabditidae. The coding region runs from base 1 to 843 and encodes 280 amino acids.